GCCCGGGUCACAUGACCUAGAGGCACCGCCUCCCCCGCCGCCAUGUUGUUUCUAUCUCCCCUACCAGCUGGUGGCUGCAGCGGCGGGACGGGAGCUGCGCAGCCCCGGCUCCGACAGCAGCGGCGCCUCCCCCGGCAGAUGCUGAAUGAUGAUUUAAACUGAACAAUCAAGACCAACUUGACACCUGUCUUGCAGACUAACUGUGGUGGUUUUGUAAAGUGGACAGGCUUCCACUAUUUCCUGGGAAAAGAUGUUCAAAAAUAUCCAGACUCAGAAAUCAGGAGGAUCUAUUGCCAUAACAAUGGCAACAAAAUCAUCUCUACUUAAAGUAAUACUCUUAGGUGAUGGUGGAGUCGGGAAGAGUUCACUUAUGAACAGAUAUGUCACUAACAAGUUUGAUACACAAUUGUUCCACACAAUAGGCGUGGAGUUCUUAAAUAAAGAUUUGGAAGUGGAUGGACACUUUGUUACAAUGCAGAUAUGGGACACGGCAGGUCAAGAACGGUUCAGGAGCUUACGGACUCCUUUCUAUAGAGGUUCUGACUGUUGCCUUCUAACUUUCAGUGUAGAUGACUCUCAAAGCUUCCAAAACUUGGGUAACUGGAAAAAAGAAUUCAUUUACUAUGCAGAUGUGAAAGAGCCUGAAAGUUUUCCUUUUGUGAUAUUGGGUAACAAAAUUGACAUAAAUGAAAGGCAAGUGUCUACAGAAGAAGCCCAGGCCUGGUGCAGGAACAACGGCAACCAUCCCUAUUUCGAGACUAGUGCAAAAGAUGCCACUAAUGUUGCAGCAGCCUUUGAGGAAGCCGUUCGAAGAGUUCUUGCUACUGAAGAUAGAUCAGAUCACUUGAUUCAGACAGAUACAAUAAAUCUUCACCGGAAGCCCAAACCCAGUUCAUCUUGCUGUUGACUGUUAGAUUUUUUUUUUUUUUUUGCCAAUAAAGUUCUGACAAACUUACUCUAAAAAUAAGAAAAGGAGUAAUAGCUCAAAUAUAAGUGGGUUCCACUCUAAUAUUAUUAAAAUGUAACAUUCUGCUGCUUUACUGGGGAGUGGGGGAGGCUUCCAUUCAGUGAGUGACUUGUUUCUGAAUUAGUGGCAUCUUCUGUUUAGAAAGAUGUCAGCUAAAAAUGUUCAUUUAAUAUAAAUGUGUAAUUUGCAAAGUUAACAAAUCAAAUGAUAAAUACUUUAAAUGUAAUUCAGAGAAACUUGAAAGUUCUAGAAGCACUACUUCUGGGUUUUUUUCUGUAAUUCAAAUGCAAGGAACAAAUUUUAUAUGUAUGUGUAUAUUUUUAUGAAAUUAGCAUUCCAUUUUUGGUUCACUAAAACCCAUUUCAUAACAUAAUUCUAACUAUUAAAGAACUUCAGUCUCCUUACAUUCCUUUUGAUCUGAGUGGUACUUCAUCUGAUUUUUUUUUUUUAAUUCUAUAUAAACCUUUAGAUUUUCUGCUAUUAAGUACCUAAUGUCACUAGAACUACUGUAGAUUUUAAGGUAGGAAAUAAACCUCCUGCAUACUUAA
Messenger RNA from Trachemys scripta elegans, 1515 nucleotides. RefSeq names its product RAB9A, member RAS oncogene family (gene RAB9A). NCBI's taxonomy places the organism in Eukaryota, Metazoa, Chordata, Testudines, Emydidae. Gene Ontology annotation, cellular component: lysosome; phagocytic vesicle; late endosome. Gene Ontology annotation, biological process: Rab protein signal transduction; retrograde transport, endosome to Golgi. The coding region runs from base 251 to 907 and encodes 218 amino acids. The record is from RefSeq and is a predicted model, not a curated record. Gene Ontology annotation, molecular function: GTP binding; GTPase activity. The transcript has 4 exons.